AUGGAAGUGCUUAAAUACCUGAUCAGCGAUAAUUCUUUACCGUGGUGGAUAAAACCUUACUUUAUGAUAAUUUUCGGAUUAGUUGUUUUUGUGGCCGUAAACUUGGCAGUUGGAAUUUAUAACAUAUGGGACAGCACGCCAGUGAUCAUUGGAAUUAGUUCUACAAUGACUCCCAUUGAUAAAAUUCCGUUCCCGGCAAUAACGGUCUGCAAUAUGAACCAGGCUAAGAAAUCGAAAGUAGAGCACUUGGCGCCCGGUUCCCUUGGAUUUGCCAUGCUUCAAAAGACCUGUUAUAAGGAAACAAAUUACUCGCAAUAUACAAAUAUUCGGCAUAGAAAUGAAACAUUUCAAAAUUUCAUAUUAAACGUUUCUGAGAAGUGCGCAGAUCUAAUAGUGUCCUGUACAUUCCAUCAACAGCAAAUUCCUUGUACCGACAUCUUCAGGGAAAUAUUUGUUGAUGAAGGCUUGUGCUGUAUAUUCAACUUUUUACAUCCAUAUUAUCUUUACAAAUUCAAGUCACCUUAUAUUCGGGACUACACUUCGUCGGAUAGGUUUGCAGACAUCGCUGUAGACUGGGAUCCGAUUUCUGGAUAUCCACAGAGAUUGCCGUCUAGUUAUUAUCCCCGCCCGGCAGUUGGAGUUGGCACUGCAAUGGGUUUGCAAAUUAUUCUCAAUGGUCAUGUAAACGAUUAUUUUUGCUCUUCCACAAAUGGUCAGGGCUUUAAAGUACUUCUGUAUAAUCCCAUUGACCAGCCCCGCAUGAAGGAGUCGGGAUUACCUGUGAUGAUUGGCCAUCAAACAAGUUUUCGUAUUAUAGCUAGGAGCUUUGAGGCGCUACCCACUAUAAGGAAUAUUCAUAGGACGAAGCGUCAAUGUAUUUUUAGCGACGAGCAGGAACUACUGUUUUAUCGCUAUUAUACGCGCAGAAAUUGUGAAGCUGAAUGCGAAUCUUUGUUUUUUCUAAGAGUCUGUAAUUGCAUUCCCUAUUACUUGCCCCUAGUUCAUCCAAACGCUUCCAUAUGCGAUGUGAUUAAUUUUGAAUGUCUGAAUAGUGCAGAAUCGCAGAUUUUCGACGUAAGGACCUCGCAGUGCAAAGAGCUUUGCCUAACCAGCUGCCACGACUUAAUAUUUUUUCCCGAUGCUUUUACCACACCAUUAAGCCAUAAAAAAGUAAAUGAUCAAAGCACUUACUUGAAGAACUUGUCCAGUGAUUACAUUCGGAAAAACUUGGCCGUAGUAAAUUUCUUUCACACCGACAAUUAUUUUAGAAGCAGCGUGAGAACAUCGUAUACCGGACCAACUGAAUAUAUGGGUAUUAUACUAUUUACUUUCAAGGAUAUAUCUUUUGAUACCUGA
Messenger RNA from Drosophila suzukii, 1356 nucleotides. Lineage: Eukaryota; Metazoa; Arthropoda; Insecta; Diptera; Drosophilidae. The record is from RefSeq and is a predicted model, not a curated record.